Molecule: messenger RNA, 1392 nt
Organism: Exophiala xenobiotica
Lineage: Eukaryota; Fungi; Ascomycota; Eurotiomycetes; Chaetothyriales; Herpotrichiellaceae
Exons: 2
Coding region: 110-1216 (368 amino acids)
Biological process (GO): proteasome-mediated ubiquitin-dependent protein catabolic process
Molecular function (GO): proteasome binding; endopeptidase inhibitor activity
Source: RefSeq, a predicted model, not a curated record
GUGAUUUCGUUGUCUGUGAUUCAAGCCUCCAUCUCGGAUCAUCAUCUCCUUUCCACCCAACCUUCUAACUCGACAUUGCUACACCAGUGCGGUAGGAACUAAUCUCGUCAUGGCUCCCGCAGCAGCGUCCGCGAUGAGCGCGGAUGCGAUACUCGAUUACAUGGUCAAAUCGCUCCCAACUCCAUCCGCAGACGAUGAGCAGACCCAACUCGUCAAAGAUCCGUAUGCUGCGAUCGCUCUCUUCUCCCAUGCCUGCAUGCUUGCAGUAGGUUUCCGUCUGAUAGGUUUGGGAGAAGAUCACAAGAUAGAGGCGCAAUCGGAUCCUCAAGAUGUACAACCGUUACCUGCCGAGUGGAGUGCCUCCUCUUCCUAUGCCUUUCGCUAUGCACAUUCUCAGUCAUCAAUGGAGUUCCUUGUCAAAUUGAAUCGAUUAGGCGGAAAAGUCCUCGUGUUUGGUGUUGGUCUUGGGGAUGACAAGACAGCAUCCUUCGAGGUCAAAGCACAAGAUUACAUUUCAGAAGGUUCUAUCAAAGAAGCGACACGAGACUCAGACAAGACCUCUACGCUUCGAAACGUGUUCAUCUCGAAUGGACGUAUCACAGACUUGGCCUCACUAUUCAAACUCAACAUUAUCCAGAAAUUGGCACCUGGCAUUUCAAAAGCAGGGAAUGAGGACACUGCAUUCACACAGGAAGAGCCUAGACGGCACGAAGAAACGAGACCUCCGGAACGUGAUCCUCUGCGAGACGAUCACCCUCCGCCAGCACGACCUUACCCUUUCGACGACCCGCUAGCCGCAGCCCCACGAAGACCUCAGCCGCCAGGAGACUUCCCGCCUCCAGGUUUCGAAGACGAAUAUGAGAUCAACAGACCUCCGCGAGGCUGGCCCUCCGCUCCUGACCAUCCGCCAUUCGGCGCCAUUGGUGAACGAGAUCUGUAUCCUCCUGGACUAGGUCCGCACGAUCCGCUCAGAAUGGGACCUGGUGGAGGCAUUCGAGGAGGAGGCGGUAUGCAUCCGACCUUUGACGAUCCACUGUUCGGAGGGCAAGGAAGGCAACAGCCGUAUGAUCCCAGGGCACCACCAGGCGCCAGGUACGACCCUGUCGGACCUGGGGACGGUCCGCCGGACCUUCGAGGUGGUCGCUUCCCGGGUGGACGUGGAGGAGGUUUUGGAGGCAACCCAUUCGGCGGCUUUGGGAGCGGAGAUUUCAUUUGAAGGCUAAAUGAUGAUGAAGUAUGAGUUACGGCUGGUUGAAAUGCUAAUGACGAAGGAGGUGCAGGUUCAUACAGCACUUGAAAAGCCAGAUCGUGCAUGAUUCCCCGAUGUAGAGCUACUACUACGCUUACAACUCAUGCAUCUGUGCCCUGAGCAAUGAAUGUUCUAGAUUCCCA